CAACCAAUUGUAGCGCCCCAUCCAUCCCAGCUCACGCACACCUUACAGACCGCCGACUGAACUACAACUACGGUGACAGGAUUACUGUAACUUGCAAUACCAGCUCGGAUAGCUUUACCAUUCAGUGCCACAACAAGGGACUCUGGAGUGGCCCCCAGAUCUCCUGUCCUGCACCUGCAUAUGCAGUCGGUCUUCCAGCCAAAUGUAGCGCUCCACUAAUUCCGAGGUACUCGUGGAUUCCAUCUCUUCAGUUGAGCUAUAACCAUGGUGAAAGAGUGACUGUCCAAUGUGACAAUAGCAGUGUUCAACCCUUUACCCUUCGAUGUAAUACCACAGGCUUAUGGAUUGGCCAAAUGCAACAGUGUCCUCCCCCACUCGCAGAGCCGGUACGAUGUAACACUCCGUACAUCCCGAGGUAUGGGUCAAUUGAUAACCUUCGUCUGGACUACAGUGUUGGUGACAGUGUUAGGAUCACAUGUGACAGCAGUACUGACAGCUAUAACCUUCGGUGUAACACUGAUGGGUUUUGGACGGGGAGCGUUCUUUCGUGUCCGGCACCAAUUGAAGAUCCAGAGAAGUGCAGCGCCCCUUAUGUCCCUAGGUAUGCCACAAUCCAAGACUUAAGAAUGAGCUAUGAUUUCAGUGAAAGAAUAACCGUGACAUGUGACAACAGUUCCACGCAGUUCACCCUACAAUGUCACACGCAUGGCCUGUGGAGUGGUCCAGUAGUGUCUUGUCCAGAACCCAGCACACCCCCUACAAGGUGCAACGCUCCUAGCAUUCCGAGAUAUUCAUCAGUUAGGAAUCUUCAAGCAUCUUACGACUUGGGCGCCAGGGUAAUUGUAAGAUGUGAUAAUAGCUCGGUUCGAUUCGGGCUCAGAUGUCGCACAGGUGGACUCUGGGAGGGACAGGUAGCAGUUUGCCCGCCACCUACACAAAAACCGAUUCGAUGUAACAGUCCGUACAUCCCGAGGUAUGGGUCAAUUGAUAACCUUCGUCUGGACUACAGUGUUGGCGCCAGUGUAAGGAUCACAUGUGACACCAGUCCGGGCAGCUAUAACCUUCAGUGUAACUCUGAUGGAUUCUGGACGGGAAGCGUUCUUUCUUGUCCGGCACCAAUUGAAGUUCCGGAGAAGUGCAGCGCCCCCUACGUCCCAAGGUAUGCAACAAUCCAAGGCCUCAAAAUUAGCUAUGACUUCAAUGAACGAAUAACAGUGACGUGUGACAACAGUUCUACAGAGUUCACCCUACAAUGUCAUAUGCAUGGCAUAUGGAGUGGCCCAGUAGUGUCUUGUCCGGAACCUCACAGACAACCGGUACGAUGUAACAGUCCGUACAUCCCGAGGUAUGGGUCUAUUGAUAACCUUCGUCUGGACUACAGUGUUGGCGCCAUUGUAAGGAUCACAUGUGACAACAGUACAGAUAACUAUAGCCUUCGGUGUAACUCUGAUGGAUUCUGGACGGGAAGCAUUCUUUCUUGUCCUGCACCAAUUGAAGCCCCAGUGCAAUGCAGCGCCCCAUACGUCCCAAGGUAUGCCACAAUACAGGACCUCAGAAUGAGCUACGACUUCAAUGAAAGAAUAACCGUGACGUGCGACAACAGUUCUACGCAGUUCGUCCUCCAUUGCCACAUGCAUGGCCUUUGGAGUGGCCCAGUGGUGUCUUGUCCAGAACCUUACAGACCUCCAGUAAAAUGCAGCGCACCAUACGUCCCAAGAUAUGCAACAAUUCAGAGCUUUCAACUGAGCUAUGACUAUAGUGAUAGAAUUACUGUGACAUGUGAUGGCAGCAGCACUCAGUUUAUCCUACAGUGUGACACGAACGGUCUAUGGAAAGGCCAGGCGGUAUCUUGUCCGGAACCUCCACAAGUUCCAAGACAAUGCAAUGCUCCUGCUAUCCCGAGAUAUUCAAGUAUUGAGGGGCAACAAUUGGCCUAUAGUGCUAAUGACGAAGUGGAUGUAACCUGCGACGGAAGUAGUUCUCAGUUCACCCUUCGAUGUAACAAUGCUGGAAUAUGGACUGGACCAGACAUCGAUUGCCCUGCGCCUGAUCCGGGUGCCACUCAUCAAACCUUCUGUAGUGCUCCGGUCAUUCCCCGUCAUUCAACCAAUCAGAAUCUUCGUCUCUCAUACAAACCUGGCGAUAGGGUUAAUGUGACAUGCAAUGAAGAUCCUAGUUCUUUCCUAUUGGUAUGUCGAGAAGGGAUAUGGAUUGGACAAAACAUAGUGUGCGAGGAACCAGCUAUAGAAUGCGACCCACCAAUCAUACCAGCUGUUUCAUCUGUCCCAAAUUUAAAACCUCGCUACAAGGUCGGCGACGAGGUGAACGUUACUUGCAACGGCGACUCUGAUUGGUUUAUUUGGGAAUGUCACCGGGAUGGUAAAUGGCGAGGAAGGGCCAUUGAUUGCCCUAUUCCAAGACCAUCCCUUGGCCAUGUCAGUGCCGUUCCAGGAAAUACUGCAGACAGAAAAGCUGGGAAUGAGAGCACAGGUUUCUUAACUACGGUUCUGCUUGUAACAGCACUGAUCGUUUUCGUUUUGGUGUUGAUGUCAAUGGCAGGCUUCUCGAUCUUCGUGAAACGUCGUGUCCGUUCAUCGUCAAACGAAUACCUGCAUGAUAAAAGUACUGACCGGGGACCACUCCCGGACGUCCCAUCGGGUUACGCAGGUUACAUUGCAGGUGACAAGCCUUUGUACACGGAACCCUACCUCCAACCAGACCGCAACACUCAGAACUACGAGGACUAUGAUACCCCACGUUAGGUUAUCUUGCUCAAAUCGGCAUCGGCGAUUGUUGAACGAUACA
Lytechinus variegatus (green sea urchin) is the source of this 2805-nucleotide messenger RNA. Its product is annotated as CUB and sushi domain-containing protein 3-like. Lineage: Eukaryota; Metazoa; Echinodermata; Echinoidea; Temnopleuroida; Toxopneustidae. The record is from RefSeq and is a predicted model, not a curated record. The transcript has 15 exons. Bases 354 to 2762 code for a protein of 802 amino acids.